AUGGCAUGGUGUGAACGAGGGGUUCAGACUUUGCUUGCCGUCGUGGGGGCCUUCGCCGCCUUCAGUCUAAUGACCAUCGCCAUAGGCACCGACUACUGGCUUUACUCACGGGCGUACAUCUGCAACGCCACCAAUGCCACCUCGGACGAGACCCAGAUGCAAACCAAGAAAGUCAGGGGCGACCUGACGCACUCCGGACUGUGGAGGAUCUGCUGUAUCGAAGGUAUCAACAAAGGAAGCUGUUUUCGGAUCAAUCAUUUUCCAGAGGAUAACGACUACGACACAGACAGCUCAGAGUACAUCUUACGUAUAGUGCGUGCAUCAAGCCUGUUUCCCAUUCUCAGCAACAUUCUGCUGAUGUUGGGUGGCCUGUGUGUCGGGGUUGGGCGCAUCUACAGCAACAAGAACAACAUCCUGCUCAGUGCUGGCAUCCUGUUUGUGGCUGCAGGCCUGAGCAACAUUAUCGGCAUCAUCGUCUAUAUCUCCAGCAACGCCGGAGAUCCCAGUGACAAGAAAGACGAGGACAAGAAGAAUCUCUACAACUACGGCUGGUCCUUUUACUUUGGCGCCCUUUCCUUCAUCGUGGCUGAAUCGGUGGGUGUUCUCGCAGUCAACAUAUAUAUUGAGAAAAAUAAAGAGACGCGUUUCCGAGCCCAACGCGACUUCAUCAAAACCACCUCCUCCUCUUCCCCAUACUCUCGCAUCCCAAGUUACCGCUACAGACGAAGGCGCUCACGCUCCAGUUCGAGGUCAACUGACCCGUCCCGUGAGCCCUCCCCAGUGGGGAUGAAGAUCGGUAGAGGAAGUGGCGGAGGAGGGUUGGGGAUGGGUUUGCCAAUGGGGGAUAUAUCCCUGUACGCUCUCAGUAGGGACCCUUUGAAGGGUGCAAGUGGGACUGCAAGGCACUACAGCCCAGAGAGGGACUCUGAGUUUUUACAAGUCCACAACUGCUUCCAGAAAGAUCUGAAAGAUGGCGUCAACAGGAGGACCACGCCUGUAUGAGAUCAGGAGUGUAUUGCUGUGUAAAACAAUAAGCUUGAUGGAAAACCUUACACAUUGUACAGUUGAUGAGAAAGGACAAUUCCUCCCCAGGGCUGUUCAGGCAGCAGCGAUGUUGAAAGGUCAGAGCUCAAAAUUGUUUUCCUUGCGUCCCUCUGUGACAGAAAAGUGCCAAUCUGUGUUUAAUUUGGAGAAAGGAGGAAAAGUGAUAUCAGAACAACUUUUUAUGAUAUGAAUCCUUUUUUUAAAGGGGAUGCAGACAUUUUGUAGCAAUAUUUGAGAGGUUUAAUUCUAAAAUGGGAUAACCGCAUACACACUUCUCUUACAGAAAGACUGAAAAUUGUUGUUCUUGUUCAGUUAUUUUUUAAAGGAUGGUCACUUAAGACUUUGCCUGAUAAAAUAAUUAACCUUUUAUAGACUUGCUCAAUAUUAUAAAGACUCUGAAUAUUGACCUUCAGGUAAUGAUAUUUUUCUUCUAAAAUAGCUGGAUAAUGAAGGUAUUUCUUUUAUUCUGAGGAAAAAAACAGAUGUUUGUCUAAAAUUGAGUGAUUUAAUGAUUGAGUAUUAUAAUAUUAUAUGUUAUUUGUAACUUAACACAACUGGUGCUAACUUAAUCUGUACACCUUUGCUGGUCUUAAGCUUUCUCAACUGCCAUUUAAAUACUUUUACUGUCUCUCAAUAACCUCUCUCAAACUUGUAUGUGAGUCAUGUGAUAAAUAUAUGUUACAGUAUGUGAAAUGUGCAUCACAGCUCUGAAACACUGCCACACUGGGACACAUUAAUACUAUGAAUAUGGAUUUCUGUAGAUAUAUAAUAAUAAUAAUAAUAAUCCUUAUUAUAUAGCGAUAAUGUCACUACAUUCCAGUAUGCUGUGAGAUGUAUCAGUGUAAACAUUAUUUGUACUGUAUUUCUGGUUUGCUGUCUGUUCGCUCAGGGACGAUGUGUGGAACAAAUGCAUUUACUUUUAGAGAUGUACAGCAUGAGAAAGAACAACAAGUUUAAGUUGUGUUUGGUUUUCCUUACCUAAGCCAAACAGACUGUGACAGUUGGUGUGUAAAAACAGAGGUGAGAUCACUCUGUAUGUGUUGCUAUUAAUUAACAUGACUCUUGUUUGUGCAUUUACUGCCUUUGUGUGUAAAGAGGGUUUUUGUCUGGUACAGAUUUGUUGAUCAUGGCACAAAAAAAAAUCUCUGGUAGCUGAUGCAGAACUCAUAUGUAAAGUAUUUCUGAGAAUUGUUUUGAAAAAUUGUAAUUUUCAAGGGAUUGACAAUAAGAAACAAUGUUGUGUCAUCAUUUGUUACUUUCUGAAUUAGAUAACCGCACUAUCGCAUGAUGGAGGAUAUUGAAAAAUUACUACAAUUGUAUGCAAAUCCAGUGAUUCUAUUGGUCCAGUGGUUAAAGCAAAUCCCUGAAAAAAAGACACAAUAACAAUACAGUACAAUGAACAAUAUAAACAGAAAACAGAAAAGUAUUCAGUCACAUUACAACACAAUUACAAUACAAAACAAAAAAGGGACAAGGGGGGAAAGGGUAGAUGGCAACCAUUUUAAAAGCAAUAAGCACAUUGUGUUAUUGAGAUGGAUUUGCAGGUAUAACACAUAUGUUGAGUUCAAAGCUUCUGAUCAGGGUUGUUGAGGAAUCAACUCCCAAGGUACUGAAUGGAUGUGUCUUGGAAUGGUUUCAUUUUGUCCUACAUGAUAUUCUUAGCCACAGUUAAUGCUUUUAAAGUAACUAUGUUAUGAAGUGCCUGGGAUAGUUAGCCCAUGACCUCGGAGCAGAAUGAUUGAAGCAAUGUACAGAGCCAGAAGGCAUCCAAAUAAACAUCUAUUACAUGUGGA
Molecule: messenger RNA, 2837 nt
Organism: Micropterus dolomieu (smallmouth bass)
Lineage: Eukaryota; Metazoa; Chordata; Actinopteri; Centrarchiformes; Centrarchidae
Product: voltage-dependent calcium channel gamma-4 subunit-like
Exons: 4
Coding region: 1-1002 (333 amino acids)
Biological process (GO): regulation of AMPA receptor activity; neurotransmitter receptor internalization; postsynaptic neurotransmitter receptor diffusion trapping
Cellular component (GO): voltage-gated calcium channel complex; postsynaptic density membrane; AMPA glutamate receptor complex
Molecular function (GO): channel regulator activity; voltage-gated calcium channel activity
Source: RefSeq, a predicted model, not a curated record